AGAAAUGUCAGAGUGAGUUAGAAAGAGGAAAGCCGAGUGGCGGUGGAAAGGCGUGGUAGAAGAUCAGAGUGCAAUCUGCAUUAUUCUGUAGCUGAGGCGCGCGGGCGGCCAUCAAGGACUCUUCAGGUCAACGUGAUCCAAUCUGCCGUAUAAAACGCCCCUCUCGACGGUCCUUCGAGCACUGUUGUACUUCUCGUCGCCCCGUUGUCGUUAUUUCUCCAUUAUGUAUGCGAUAUUCACGUUACUAUGCUAUACGGUUGCAUUGGUCUCGUGUCAAUCGACGAAUAGACAAUACCAGUCACCUCAACAGGCAGCAAUUUUGAGUGAUGCAAGAUAUCUGGCUGGAGAUGGAACUUUUGGCGCCGCUUAUUCACAAGAGGAUGGCGUGGAAUUCAAAGAGGAAAGCGACGUUUACGGGAAUCGCCGUGGGUCUUACUCCUACGUCGAUCCUACGGGUCAAAGACGCACAGUGACAUAUACGGCUGGGAAAAAUGGCUUUCAGGCUACAGGCGACGGCAUUCCCGUUCCACCCCCGCAAGUUCCACCUCAGCCAGAGUACGUACCUCUACCGCAAUACAACCCACCCGAUUAUCAACCACCGCGAUACAACCCAUCCUUGCAAUCGUAUCAACGUCAGAGUCAACCAGUUUAUGAAGCACAACCAGCGCCUCAGCCCCAACCUCAACCUCAACCUCACCUUCCACCUCAACCAGUGUAUCAAUCUCAACCACAAUACCAACCUAGACCUCAACCACCACCUGAAAUUCAAUCCAUUCCUUCCUACAACCCACCGCCACAGUAUCAACCUCCGGCUAGACCAUUACCACAGUACAACGCUAUAACGACGCCACCACCUCGAAGGUUUUACCCACCUGGAAAGUUGAACUUCAAUAGGACUCCAGAUGGCUACUCUUACACUUUUAAUAAAAGUUAAGAAAAAGGUAACUAGGAAUGGGAGUAACUUCUAAUUUGUAAUUUGUCACUCGUAAAAUUUGGCCAAUAAUAUGGAAGAAUAGAGUAAUAUACAAGAAGGCGCAAGUUGUCAUUUUAUAUGGCAAAUUUAGAAAGAUAAAGAUCUUUCAUCUGAUGAAAUUCGUUCAUAUUAAAAUUUUAAGGAAAAUCUUUUUUAACGAUCUAUUUUAAACUCGAGAGAGAAUUUAUUAAUUGAUUAUUAUGUGUUAGUUUGUAUACAUCUAUCAUUUUGUCGAUUUUCUUUGAGGUGUAUGGUUAAUAUUUAAAACUUACUGGGUUCAGAAAUAGAAUGUACUUAUAAAUUAGGAUAAAAUUGAAUAUCGUGUAAAUUGAACUUAAAGAGGAAAGGAAAAAUGGAAAGAAUAAUUAGAAUAAUUCUAUUAAUUUGUGAAUAAGUCUCUGGAAUCCUAUUAUAGAAAUUAUAUGACGCAAGAGAUUUCUGUGUAUUAUAAUAUAGAUUUUCGCUGUGUAUUGUGUAAUAUAUUGUGUACUUUUUGUAAUUUAUUAGAGUAGAACUAACCUUAGAAUAUUUGCUAAUUUGCUCAUAUAUCAUUUAUUCUAAAUUUAGAGAGCUACAUUUUCAGGAAUUUCCACGUUUUAUUUUGUAUAUCGUAGUUUAAUAGUUAACAUAAUGUUUUUCAAUGAUAGCUUAUCUAAAAUCUAUUAAACCAAGCGUAUCAAAAAAUUUUCGAAAAAUUCUAAGAAAUCUACUAUCCGUAAAUAUCAUAGGCGGAAAUUAACAAACAAUAAAUUAAAUGCGCGAGCAUGCAUUUAUAAUUAGGAGAUUGUAGGUAGCCAGAGCCUUGUCCAUGAUCUUACUACAAGGUACCUCGCGUGAAACAAGUUGAACUUCCUCUGAAACACUGCAUACAAUCUAUAUAAAUUCUUGAGGAAACGAAUACAAUAUUUAUUUUGCCAAUUAGGGAGGAUUCCUUCGUCCACUUACAUUAUCGCUAAUUAUGGGUAUAGUGUCAGGCAAAUAUUCGCGAUCGAAUAGAUUAGAUUAGUUGGAAAGUUCUAUCGACUUCUUUCACUUAAAGUUUCUUUUAGUUCGAUAAUUUAUAUCUGCAAAUAUUCUAUUAGCCAGAAUAAAAAUUUCCAAUUACAAGGAAGCAUUCCAUUUUCCUCAUAACAUUCGCAAAGUGUACCAUGAAAUGGAGAAAGUAUGCUUCGUGUAUCGAUGUGUCAUUUCAUUAUGGCUCCUAGAAGAACUCCUAAAAAAGCGAAGAAAUUAUAAAUUCUAUACCUUAGAGGGAAAAAUGUAGAUGAUAAGUUUAAGUAGCGUUUCAGCAGCGUAAGGCGAAGAGUACCAAUUAAAAUUUCUCACUGAAGUGUUGGAAUGAAUUUAAAUGGAGAGAAAGGAGAAGCAUUAAAUAAGAAAUGUCGAUAGGAAUUUCCGACAGAUCGGACGGUUCGCGUGAAAUUAGCAGUGGCGUCAUGUAAACUAUUCAGCAUUUUACAAACUACAUUCAAUCGAAUUUUCUUAAUCGCUUCGAUUGGACGACGCCCUGCGUUUCGCAUAGCAAUUCCCUUUGCAAAUGCGAGCACUAUCCCGCGCACUUUGGGGUCACGUUACUUUCAUUGAACAACCUUUGACGUAUCCCAUGCUAUUGCAACGAUCUAUGAGGGAUCCCACGAUCCAUGAGGGAGGAUACGUGAUCUUUUAGGCGUGAUUCAUACCUUAUUGUAAAUAUAGGUUGAACGUGUAAGGCAUCGCCUCUUGAAACAGGUUUCAGUAAGUUACAAUAAUUUCAAUUAUCCUUCAUAUCCUACCAUAUUGUAUUAUAUCUAUUUCUGUAAUUGGAAUAGAAGACUAAGAUAGGAUAGAAGUGAUCGAACUAAUUUCUACAUCGAAUAAACUGAAAUAAAAAUGUAUAUGAUCUCAUUUCCUCGUUAUAAUGUCUUAUUUGUAUUGUUCUUGUAUUACUAUAUUUUUCGUCUCUGGUAUUAUCUCCAGCUCGUUAUAAUUAAAAUAUUGUAAUAAAUAAAAUAUACUGAAAUAAUAUGUGCGAAAUUCUAAUAAAAGACGGCAGUAGUUGAACAAAUGAACAAUUAAGACAAUUAAAUAUCGGAUAAAUAUUAUUAAACAAUAAUUAAUAAUUUAAAAUUCAAUCGAAAUAUUAUAGUUGCGUAUCACGUAAAUGAAAGCUUAUAAGCAAAAUAAGUAUAAGCACAUAAAAUAGUGUGCAUUUCGAAUGGAACAUACCUAAGUACAUGUACAAAUGGAAACAAAACUUAGAAAUACUUAUUCCAAAAAACAUAUUUAGACCCUAACCGUUCAAAUUUAUCUCAUGAAAUUUGUACAAUAUUAGUCUCUUAAUAGUCAUCUCCCGAAACACCAUACUCCUGCUGUCUCAUCUAUACGUCAUCGAAUGCAACUGGCACGUCAUGUCAACUACGCCCAGUUCGGAACGGAAGGAGAGUUAGGCAAAGACAAAGAAAACUUAGACAAAGGGACAAUUAUCUUAUUAUGCUGGCUCGCGAAUAAUUCCCGUGUAGUUGGAACGAAAAUAAAAAUGUAGUUGAACAGGGCGUCCGUUUAUCAGUAUUCGUAAUACGGGUGCGGCAAGGCAAACCGGCUGUAUCGAAGCAGGAACUCGAUAUCCUUAGUAGUGGACCGAAAGAAACGCAUACCGUAACGUUUCGUGUCACGUCGAUGUCCUUUAAGAAAGUCGAUCACGGAGUUAAUUUAUGGCCAAACGGGUGCAGUUCACACUGGAUGCAGCAUGCGAGUACCGGUUAUAUACUUGUCGAGCCACUUGAAUGCCCUGCAUCCGUGUUACAUUUGGUCACUUUAUCCAUUUUUUUCUUUUUGCAUUCAUAAGUUGAUAGAUAGAAUUAUAAGCUUUUAAACUUUUAGUAUGUUUCAAUGUAGAGAAAUUAGUCGCUCGUAUACUGAAUUUUUAUUUAAACUCGUAGGUAUUUUUAUGGAGACAAUUUGUAUAAGAAAUUUGCCUUAUUCUCUGAAUAUCGUAAUAAGUGAUUUACUUCGAAAAUGUUUGUAUACCAUGCGCGUCUUGUAAAUUUUCUAUAAAUACAUAAACAUUCCCAAUCUAGUUAUCAAAUAGCUUAUUUAUAACAAAUAUCAAUUUCUGAAGCUCAAUUAAUUUAAUGAAACGAAAAAAAUAUUGUUGAAUAUUUAUAAUAUGAAUAAUGUUUUUAAAAUUCUUACGCUAUACAAAAUAAACAAGAUAGGAAAACUACUAUGCCAUGUAUUACACGUUUCUCCAAUAUUAAUUCAAAAUCAUUCGAAUAUAUUUCAGUAAUGCGAAAGGCAAUGUUUUACUUUUUUAGUUGUCUUUUAUUUAUAAAGGUAUAUUGGUUAUACAUUUUGUUUCAUGAUUAUGGCAGUAAUAUACUGACUCUGAUUAGCUGCGCGUGACAUCAACAGUAUAAAAGUAAUCUAGAAACAGCUGCUAGAGGCAGUGGCAUCAAUCAUUCACUCCUCACAACAUAAAGAGAUAGAAAAUAAUAGUAAUAAAAGAGGAAAUUAAAAAAAAAAAAAAUAUAAAAGAA
Messenger RNA from Bombus pascuorum, 4488 nucleotides. It is a transcript of the gene Cpr100A, whose product is annotated as procyclic form-specific polypeptide B1-alpha. NCBI's taxonomy places the organism in Eukaryota, Metazoa, Arthropoda, Insecta, Hymenoptera, Apidae. Gene Ontology annotation, molecular function: structural constituent of chitin-based larval cuticle. The coding region runs from base 224 to 934 and encodes 236 amino acids. Gene Ontology annotation, cellular component: chitin-based extracellular matrix. The transcript has 3 exons. The record is from RefSeq and is a predicted model, not a curated record.